AUGUAUCCCAUGCCCGGCGCCAUUUCUACGACUGUCAUGGCGGCUGCUUUUCUCUGGCCGCUGCUGUUGUUCCUACUCCCCUCGUUGUCUUCGGAGAAACCCCCGUCUGCUAAUAUCUACACAGGCACCGUUGACAUGCCAGAUGUCAUCGAGGGGGACAUCUACAUGCCACCAAUCACAUCGGUUUCCGACCUCAGGGCGAGAACAAAAGAGACUCCCUUGUGGCCAGGAGGCGUAGUUCACUACAUCAUCGACGACGCUUUUGACUCGUGGGAGAAAGAAGAAAUCCUCAGCGCCAUGCAGCAGAUCGAGUCGGUCUCGUGCGUCCAGUUCAGGGAACGCGCUGAUGAAGAAGGAUACAUCCACAUUUUGAGCAAGCAGGGGUGCUUCUCCGAAGUCGGUAUGUCCGGACUUCGGCAGCUGGUGUCUCUCAACUUCGAAGUCUGCGCCACGUACGGCACGAUCGUGCACGAACUGUUGCACGUCCUGGGACUCUGGCACGAGCAGUCGCGGGCCGACCGCGACCGAUACGUGCGGGUUGUUUGGAACAAUGUUGUGCCAAGGUUCAAGGCCAACUUCAUGAAAACCAACAGGGUGCCUUACCUGGAGGAAGACUACGACUACGAGUCCAUCAUGCACUACUUCUUCAACGCCUUCUCCAAAGACCCCGAGCAGGCCACGCUGGUGCCCAAGAACACUGGCGUCGAGCUGUUCAAUUUAGGACUUGCCUUCAAGGAGAAUCGCAUGACCAAGGUGGACAUUCACAAGCUCAACACCAUUUACCACUGUCCCACCGACAAGCCCGCGGGUCAUGACGAUGCACACCAUGAAUAAACUCGCGCUGUGAUAUAGUA
Rhipicephalus microplus (southern cattle tick) is the source of this 854-nucleotide messenger RNA. RefSeq names its product zinc metalloproteinase nas-4. NCBI's taxonomy places the organism in Eukaryota, Metazoa, Arthropoda, Arachnida, Ixodida, Ixodidae. Gene Ontology annotation, biological process: proteolysis. Gene Ontology annotation, molecular function: metalloendopeptidase activity; zinc ion binding. The record is from RefSeq and is a predicted model, not a curated record.